GGAAGUCACUGUCACGCCAUGUUUACGGAAGACAGGUCGGGAAGCUCAUUCAUGGUUUUAACCUACUCUUCAUCCGUUACUAAAUUAACAUUUUAAAGUAUUUUAUUUGAGGUUUGUCUUAGUCUGCUGUUGUAAAUAGGUACAGUCUUCAUAAUGUGGGACCAUGAAAUCAGAGCCAUGGCGUCCACUCACACCAUCAUCGCUGCCUCGGUGUUCAUGGCGACCGUCUUACCUGCGGUGCUUGUGCCGGGCUUCUCGGUGUACGGCACUCACCUGCUGUGGCUCUACUCGGUGUCCGGGGCGGUCACCGCGGUCAGUGUCGUCGUCUUCUGGCUGCUCGGUAUCACACCGCCCACCAAGAAGCACACACUGGGAUACAAGCUGUCCAAGUUGUUUCGUUCGUGUCUGUACUUCUUCCUGUCGUGCCUGUUCUUCCACGCUGUGGUGGUUCUCUAUGGAGCUCCGCUGAUUGAAUCCGCUUUAGAGACAUUCUCCCUAGCUGUGCUGCUGACCUCUCUAACCACACUGAGGUGUCUCUGUGUCCUCGGCCCCAACGUCCAGGCCUGGAUACGAGUGUUCAGUCGGCAUGGAGCUAUGUCUGUGUGGGACACCUGUCUACAGAUUACAGUGGCCUGCACAGUGGUAGGAGCCUGGGUGGGAGCCUUCCCCAUACCUCUGGACUGGGACAGGCCUUGGCAGGUUUGGCCCGUUUCCUGCAGUCUGGGCGCUAUGAUUGGCUUCCUGACCGGUCUUGUUGCUGCUCCCGCGUGGAUCCACUAUCAUCGCAAACAGCUCACAUACAAAUGCAAGUGAUGAACAGACAUAUGUUUUUGUGUUUCUGUGUUUGUGUGAAUGUUACUAUGAAGGUAUUUCUUGCGUUCCUGCUGUAUUCCUUUAACUUCAUACUGAUUAUUUAUUGGGAACGUUCACUCAGUUUGCUACCUGUAGGAAAGAUAAUUUUGUAAUAACAAAAGACUUACUUUAUGAGCAACAUUAUUUUGUACGCAUGGAGGCUGAAUAUGUUCCUGAAAAUUUUUGAAAUCAAUAAAGCAUUAUUUCUUGCACAGUGUGCACUCA
Messenger RNA from Siniperca chuatsi (mandarin fish), 1077 nucleotides. It is a transcript of the gene pigf, whose product is annotated as phosphatidylinositol glycan anchor biosynthesis, class F. Lineage: Eukaryota; Metazoa; Chordata; Actinopteri; Centrarchiformes; Sinipercidae. Gene Ontology annotation, biological process: GPI anchor biosynthetic process. Gene Ontology annotation, cellular component: endoplasmic reticulum membrane. The record is from RefSeq and is a predicted model, not a curated record. Bases 154 to 813 code for a protein of 219 amino acids. The transcript is spliced from 5 exons.